AUGAGUGAUCACCUGUCGGAAAUAUGCAAGAGUGACGAAAUCGAUGCUGUUUUGGAGUGCCUCAAAAGGUUGUGCCCUGGACGCGCUGUGGUCAUCGACGCCAGCAGUGACUUGAAGGAAGAUGAAGAUGGAGGUCCAACCCUUUUCUGUCAGGCAGCCAACAUUAGCUUUGAGUCACACAUAGUGGCGCAACACAGUUUUGGGGGUGCAUGGAGCCACCAAGAUGAUGAUGGAAGGACAGCGCUCCAUUGGGCAGUGGCGAUGCAGAGCUACUCGCUAGCUGGGAAACUCAUGAGUGCUCCAUAUCAUGCUCUCGUCUACAGCGUGGACCACGACGGGGCGUCUCCGUUUUUGACCGCGUGCAUGGUUGGGGCUCCUAUACAGUUUCUGACCACUAUCUUGUCAAAGGCAGCGGAGCAGAGGAGGUGGAAUGUCGCACAACAGCUAUUUUGGGAUAGUAAACGCGGGGAAGCCAGUGUAAACACGGAAGAACCUCUUGCUGAACAUCGCAUUGCCGUUGUCAACCAACCUGACAACAGUGGCAACACACCACUCCUUCACGCAGCCAGCCGUGGGAGACUCACCAUUGUCAGUUUUCUGCUGCAGUCUGGGGCUUUCAUUGCCCAUACAAACAAACGUGGGCAAUCCGCACUUCAUCGUGCAAUUGGUAGGGGCUCACUGGAUGUUGUUGAGGAGCUUGUGGGUGCGAGUCGAAAACGGCAUACUGAAGUAGAGCACAAGCGGUGGAUUAACCUUCAAGACUACCGUGGUGAUACUGCGUUGUUUUAUGCCUCAAUGGAUAACAACGAGGAACUUGGCCGAUAUCUGCUGCGUCAAGGUGCUGACCGCAACGUGAGGAAUAAAGAGGGAAAAGAAUUCUGGGAGGUUUAA
Messenger RNA from Trypanosoma brucei brucei TREU927, 891 nucleotides. RefSeq lists its product as hypothetical. The record is from RefSeq and is a predicted model, not a curated record. Gene Ontology annotation, molecular function: protein binding. Lineage: Eukaryota; Euglenozoa; Kinetoplastea; Trypanosomatida; Trypanosomatidae. Bases 1 to 891 code for a protein of 296 amino acids. The transcript has a single exon.